Folsomia candida is the source of this 1406-nucleotide messenger RNA. RefSeq lists its product as uncharacterized. The coding region runs from base 273 to 776 and encodes 167 amino acids. The transcript is spliced from 4 exons. The record is from RefSeq and is a predicted model, not a curated record. Lineage: Eukaryota; Metazoa; Arthropoda; Collembola; Entomobryomorpha; Isotomidae.
CUAGUCGAAUUGUGAAAGGGAACACACUCAAAUUUACAUACUUACAUAUUAUCCACUUAAUCAAAGGGGAGGCGAUUAAAUGGCCUACCUAUUAUUUACCGACAUGUAUUGAUAUGGAUCAAUUUUAGUUAUUUUAGGUGUCGCUCCAUUUUUAAGAUUGUUUGCUAAGCUAGAUAAAGUAAACCAAUUUGCAAGCUUGUCUCAGUCGAAGUUGGACAAAUCUUUGGUCAGUGUGCAAUAAGUAUUUAGUAUUUUGUAAAAUUUUUGUCAAGAUGAAGAUAGCCGUACUGAUUAUCGGUUUUAGCUACUUUAGCGUAGUAAAUGCCGGUGUUGGGAUUCUCUCCCCACCGGAGGAAGCAGACGCUUGGGAACUUUUCGCAAAAUUUUGUGGAUCUGGAUCCGAAGGCGGAGAUUGGGGUGGGGCCAGGGUGUGGUGCAAGUUCGGCCCAGGAGAAAAUUUAGAGGUUAUCAAUCAUAACGUGGAGGCUCCAGCAGCAGUAAUUCCUGACUCCGUCGUGUUCGUGCAACCCCCACCCGUAACCUACAAGCACAAUAUCGCCGUCCAAGGAGGAACAGGAAUUGCUCCUCGUACGAAAAUCUACGUCCUUCCACAAAAGUCGUCCCACUCGAUUACCAGCGAAUACAAUCCUGGCGCUGUCGUAACUUCGAAGCCUAACGUCUUCUUUCUACGGAGCAAUGGGGACGAGGGGUACAGAUACGGCACCCCUGCCCCACCUGGCAUUGCCGGAUAUGAAGAACCCGCCCUAAUUAAAUAAGUAUGUAAGCUGGUAAAAAUUGGUCACUUGACGGUAACGGCAUGGCGACCAAUUACAACGAUACAGUAGAAUUAUGUCAAAUCUUUUGUUACGUAUUUUAUUCUUUAGAAUGCAAAACUAUUAAUAACUUGGUAACAAUUUCAAGCAGUAUUACCAAAAAAUAUGUUUACACAUGUACGAAAAUAAUAUGCAUUAACCUCUUAAUUUAGCAUAGAUACAGUAAAUAAGUUUUGAAUUAAAUAUAUGUAUACUAACAGAUCUAUAAUUUUCCUCUGUUUGGUCGCAACUUAGCUUAAAUUUUUGUACUGUAAAGUCGAGAAGUGAUUAUUUAAUCGUCUCAUUGAUAGAGAAUCUUAAAGAUGAAAAAAUUAAGUAGUACGUCGACUUCCAGGUACUUGACCAAAAAUUGUUGUACGAAAAUUUGAUGAUAAAUUGACCAAUAAUAAAUUAGCGAAUUUGGAGUUGGAAUUGGAAAAUUUAAUUUGUGUUAAUUAGAAAAAUUGAUCAAUGUGUGUAACGAAAUUGGAGCUAUGGAUUCCUUGCCGAUUAAGAGUAAGUAAUGAUGUCCUAAUUUUUAAACUGACAACUCACGAUUGGUUUCUUGAAGUAAUAAAAACAUAAGUAAACUGG